Penicillium malachiteum is the source of this 4281-nucleotide messenger RNA. RefSeq names its product ankyrin repeat domain-containing protein. Bases 1 to 4281 code for a protein of 1426 amino acids. Gene Ontology annotation, molecular function: protein binding. The record is from RefSeq and is a predicted model, not a curated record. NCBI's taxonomy places the organism in Eukaryota, Fungi, Ascomycota, Eurotiomycetes, Eurotiales, Aspergillaceae. The transcript has 7 exons.
AUGGGACCAAAAGGGGAACAUUCUGGUCGCCACAGGUGGAAAUUGUACAGUCCAAGUUAUUUUAAAUCUUCCGAGAAGCAGGAAAAGAACGAAAAAACUAAACACGAACCCGACCAAUCUGACCGAUCCGAGCCUCCAAAAGAUCCAUCGCCUCCAAAGCAGCACGAUGGGACAAUUUCGCCCUUAGCAUCGCUCAAAGCCAAAGAUGUCAACACCGUGGAAACAUUUCUUCUUACCACGAGCGAUGAUCUCUGGACUAACGCCUUGAAGAAACUCCCUCCGAAACUCCAAGAAAAGCUCCGAGCAAGAGGCAUGGACGAAAAACGAACGAUUUCCAUGAGAGACCAGGUCGAGGAGUUCAAACAGGAGGCUGGGAGACUGCAGGAAUCGAGCAAGGGAAAAGAUUGGAAGUUCUCCUUGAAAGGGCAAGAUAUUCUAGUCAGAGAUUUGACUACUCGGAUCGCUGGAUGGGCAGUUAAGAUCGGCGAUAUAGCCAUUCCAUUCGCAUCAGCAACGUCUGUCGCAGCUGCAGUGUGGGGGUGUGCUACUCUUUUCCUCAAGUCGAGGAAACAGGGGAUUCAGAAUUUUGAUACCGAGAAGAAGGCUCUACUAUCUAUCGCUGAGAAAGUCGCACAGGCGAUGUUUUUUGGUCAGCUUUACUCCAACACCUACACCCACGAGCGCACAGGGAAUUUCGACGUCAUCGCCAAUCUUCGCAAGGCCACCGUGGAUUUAUACAUCUGUGUGUUGACACUGUUGGUCAAGUCUCUUGAUCUUACAUCCAAUACCGUCACCCAAUUCUGUCGAUCGAUGUUCGAAAACCAUAAGCCAUCUGGCAUAUUAUUGGAUUUGGCAAGCCAAAAGAGUACUUUGAACGAAGCAGCUGGUUUGUGUGAAGUAACGGCUAAAGCACUUCAGGAUGAAAAUUUCAAGAAUUGCCUUCGAGACACCGAACUUUUCCAGAGGCAAUACUUCCAAAAAAUCAACGAAAAUGAGCAACGGGAAAUUCGGGACUGGGUCUCCAAUGUGCCAUAUGCUUCGCAUCGUCGGGAGAUUGAGGAGAACCGAGUCAAAGAGACGGGUAACUGGCUCAUUCAACAUCAAAGGUUUCUUGAUUGGAUACAGUCAUCUUCAUCCGAGGUGUUAUGGCUUCAAGGAUCCCAAGCUGGGACCGGUAAGACUUUUUUGACUGCAAAUGUUGUGACUUAUCUCGAAGACCAUAUCGCUUGUACGGGAGGCGGUUUUGCUUACUUCUUUUGCAACCGAGAUGAAAAUGACAGGCGUAGGUCAUCACCGGUUCUUCGAAGCCUGGUUCGCCAGCUUGCGACGACAACUUCUAUUGACAAAUCGAUACGAGGAAGUCUGCAAAAGCUAUGGAAGAAGAGCAAAAAGGAGAAUUUAGACUUUGGCCGCUCAGAUUGUCAAAAUCAGCUUCUCGAAUCCUUCGAUACAUACCCCACAACUUUUGUUGUUCUUGAUGCGCUGGAUGAAGUCAAUACGGAGGACAUCCGAGUUCUUUUGAAAGAUAUUCGCAAUAACAUGUCAAAAACUGAGAAUGUAGUCAAGCUCUUUGUUGCUAGCCGACCCGAGGUUGGAGUUCCUCAUCGCCUGUGGCCCACAAUUACGAUCCAAUCUCGAGAUAAUUUUGAGGACAUCAAAAAGUACGUGGAGGGAGAGGUCGAGCAAUUCAUUGAUGACUAUCACCGUGACAGGUUGGAUGAAGGAUCUGAGUGCGUACCGGCGGUGGAGGAAAAGAAAGACCAGAUAAUUCAGGACGUUCUGGAUAAGUGUGACAACAUGUUCUUGUGGGCUGCUCUCCAGGUUAAGCGGAUUCUGGUAGAUUGCCACACUGUUGAGGCUAUUGAAAACGUCCUCGGAGUUCUUCCAAUGGGAUUGGAUGAAGCGUAUGAUAGAAUCUUCGAGGAUAUCAAAUGGUUUCCCGACCCCGAUCAAGAGCUAGUUGAGCACACCUUGAAGUGGAUUUAUGCUGCCCCUGGACUUCUUCAAACCGAAGAAAUUCUGUCCGCCAUUCGUGUCCGAAGCAAUUCCUUGGAUUUCUCCGAUGAAGCUAGUUUCUUCUACCUUAAGUGGUUCGGUUAUGUGCUUGAGUCGAAUUUCCAGGGGUUCGAUUAUGAGGAGGUCGCUUUUCUCGAGCAACGCUUUGUGUCCGACUAUGAAACAGAAUCCUAUUCCGGGGAUCAUCGAGAUGGAGAUCCAAUAAAAGCACCAAUCUUCAUGGUUGCGUAUUUUUCACUCUACGAACAGUUGCGGGAGUGGUAUGAGAACAGUGCGAUAAACCCAUUUCAAUCGACCGACCAUGGGGAUUAUCUGUUGACCUUCGCCUAUCUGAUUGAAAACCACAAAGCAGACCCGAAUUUACCGCCCAACCGCCACAGCUAUGCAGGUGCAUUUGUCGUUGCCGCAGCAUAUCGUCGGCGUGAUAUGAUCAGAUAUUAUUUGGAGGAAACAAACGUUGAUGUGAAUGCUGUAUAUAGCACUGGCUCGUACGGUAGUCCGCUUUGCACCAUGAUCUCCCAUGGCUCGCUUGAAGAUGUGAGCUACUUUAUCGAAACAGGGAAAGCGAAUGUCAAUCUUCUGCAUGAGGUUGGAGGGUGUGGGAGUGCACUUGCUCAGGCCGCUUUUUUGGGAAAGCUCGAAAAAGUCAAGUACCUCGUGGAAGAGGCUGGAGCAAAACCUGAUCUUCAACUAAAAGUUGGAGACUACGGCAAUGCACUGAUUGCGGCUCUAUUUAAAGUGUCUGGCAAGAACAACUAUAGAAUUUUCGAAUAUCUUGCGCCUCACACCCAAGUCAAUCUCCCCCUUUUGUGUGGAAGAUACGGCAGUGCCCUUGCUGCUGCUUUUGCGCUCCAUCGCCCUGAUAGUAAAGUCAAUAUGGAUAUUGUGCGUCUUUUCAUCGAGACUGGAGCUGAUGUGAAUAUGCAGCAUCGGGUCGGAGAAUAUGGCAGUCCAUUUUUGACCGCUGCUUUCUUCGUGACUGAUCUGGACAUAAUACACUACCUGGUUGACGAGUGCGAGGCAGAUUUACAUGCUCUCCAUUCGACUGGAAAUUAUGGGAGUGCUCUUGCUGCUGCUGCCAAUGGUGGGAAUAUGGAAGUUGUCAAAUACCUCGUGGAUUUAGGAGUAGAUGCUGAUUGUGAGCUUCAAGUUGGAGCCUAUGGCAGUGCUCUUGCUGCUGCUGCUGCUGGUCGAUACUCGGACCCAGCAGCUUUCAAAUACCUCGUGGAUUUAAGAGUGGAUACCAAUCGUGAGCUCCAAGUCGGAGCCUAUGGCAGUGCGCUAGUCGCUGCCGCUGCUACAAAAAAGCUGGAGCGAGUGCAGUAUCUUGUUGAGAAAGGGAAUGCGAAUGUGGAUCUUUGUCUCAGCUCUGGAUCUUUCGGAAGUGCACUGGCCGCCGCCGCCGCGAAUCGCAACUUCCAAGAAGUCGAAUAUCUCGUGGAAGAAGGCAAAGCGAAUGUGAACCUUCUUCUUGCGUUUGGAUCUUUUGGAAGUGCAUUUCUCGCUGCUAUCAUCUCGCCUUUCGACGUUCCAAUUGACCAAGAGAUCAUUGAAAUUUCCCGACAACGAGGACUCGGAUUGUAUGUAGAUCUCGCAAUCCAAAUUUUAGGCGACGACGUUACCCGAGUGGCUCUUGCCGCAAGUUUCGCACCUCCUUGGUUGCGAAAAGAUGCUUUUGGUAUUGUGAAAUAUCUGGUGGAUGCAGGAGCAAAUGUUGAUCUCGAGCUCCAAGUUGGCGCUUACGGCAAUGCUCUAGCCGCUGCCGUUACGAUUGGAAAUCUUGACCAAGUGAAAUAUCUUGUGAGGAAGGGGAAGGCGAAUGCGAAUUUUCAACAUAACACCGGGUCUUUCGGGAGUGCCCUUGUGGUAUCCAUCAUUAAAUAUUCCAAAAUCCGGAAGCUUCCUGAUGAUGUCCAUGGUAUCCAGGGGAUCAUUUUGAGCCAAAUUGAUCGCAUGAAUUUCUACGGUCGCUCCAUAGCAAGUAUGAACGAUGCAGAGGCUCGAUCUAGAGUUGAAUCUAUGAUGCGUUCUCUGGUUGAUAUUAUGAUCUAUCUCCUGGAAUCAGGAGCCAAUGCAAAUCUGCAGCUCAAUGUCGGUCCGUUUGGCAGUGCACUGGCUGCUGCUGCUGCGACGGGGAGCUUGUGGCAUGUCAAAUUUCUCGUGGAGAAUGCCCAGGCAGAUGUGGACCUUCAACUCAAUAAUGGGUCCUAUGCCAAUGCUUACGAGGCGGCAAUCUUUGUUUUCUUCCUCUCUUCCUCGUACUAA